Messenger RNA from Jaculus jaculus (lesser Egyptian jerboa), 4529 nucleotides. It is a transcript of the gene Hnf4a, whose product is annotated as hepatocyte nuclear factor 4 alpha. NCBI's taxonomy places the organism in Eukaryota, Metazoa, Chordata, Mammalia, Rodentia, Dipodidae. The record is from RefSeq and is a predicted model, not a curated record. Gene Ontology annotation, biological process: cell differentiation; anatomical structure development; positive regulation of transcription by RNA polymerase II. The transcript is spliced from 10 exons. The coding region runs from base 62 to 1486 and encodes 474 amino acids. Gene Ontology annotation, molecular function: RNA polymerase II cis-regulatory region sequence-specific DNA binding; zinc ion binding; nuclear receptor activity.
GCCCCGGGGCUUGGGCUGGCAUCCUGGGCAGGGCAGGGGGCUGAGGCGUGGGCAAGGGAGAAUGCGCCUCUCCAAAACCCUCGUGGACAUGGACAUGGCCGACUACAGCGCCGCGCUGGACCCAGCCUACACCACCCUGGAGUUUGAGAAUGUGCAGGUGUUGACCAUGGGCAAUGACACAUCCCCAUCAGAAGGCACCAACCUCAACGCACCCAACAGCCUGGGUGUCAGUGCCCUGUGUGCCAUCUGUGGGGAUCGGGCCACGGGCAAGCACUAUGGUGCCUCAAGUUGUGACGGCUGCAAGGGUUUCUUCCGAAGAAGCGUGAGGAAGAACCACAUGUACUCCUGCAGAUUCAGCCGGCAGUGCGUGGUGGACAAGGACAAGAGGAACCAGUGUCGCUACUGCAGGCUCAAGAAGUGCUUCCGGGCUGGCAUGAAGAAGGAAGCCGUCCAAAACGAGCGGGACCGGAUCAGCACACGGAGGUCAAGCUAUGAGGACAGCAGCCUGCCCUCCAUCAAUGCGCUCCUGCAGGCCGAGGUCUUGUCCCAACAGAUCACCUCCCCCGUUUCUGGGAUCAAUGGUGACAUUAGGGCAAAGAAGAUCGCCAACAUUGCCGACGUGUGUGAGUCCAUGAAGGAGCAGUUGCUGGUUCUGGUGGAGUGGGCCAAGUACAUCCCGGCUUUCUGUGAGCUCCCCUUGGACGACCAGGUGGCCUUGCUCAGAGCCCACGCUGGCGAGCACCUGCUGCUCGGAGCCACCAAGAGAUCCAUGGUAUUCAAGGACGUGCUGCUCUUAGGCAAUGACUACAUUGUCCCUCGGCACUGCCCGGAGCUGGCGGAGAUGAGCCGGGUGUCCAUUCGCAUCCUCGACGAGCUGGUCCUGCCCUUCCAGGAGCUGCAGAUCGAUGACAAUGAGUAUGCCUGCCUCAAAGCCAUCAUCUUCUUUGACCCAGAUGCCAAGGGACUGAGUGACCCCGGCAAGAUCAAGCGGCUGCGGUCCCAGGUGCAGGUGAGCCUGGAGGACUACAUCAACGACCGCCAGUACGACUCUCGUGGGCGCUUUGGGGAGCUGCUGCUCUUACUGCCCACGCUGCAGAGCAUCACCUGGCAGAUGAUUGAGCAGAUCCAGUUCAUCAAGCUCUUCGGCAUGGCCAAAAUCGACAACCUGCUGCAGGAGAUGCUGCUGGGAGGGUCUGCCAGCGAAGCACCUCACGCCCACCACCCCCUGCAUCCUCACCUGAUGCAGGAACACAUGGGCACCAACGUCAUAGUUGCCAACACAAUGCCCGCUCACCUCAACAAUGGACAGAUGUGUGAGUGGCCCCGGCCCAGGGGACAGGCAGCCACCCCUGAGACUCCACAGCCCUCGCCACCAGGUGGCUCAGCCUCUGAGCCCUACAAACUCUUGCCCGGAGCCAUCGCCACCAUCGUCAAGCCGGCCUCCGCCAUCCCGCAGCCUACGAUCACGAAGCAAGAAGUCGUCUAGCAAGUGGCCGGGGGUCGGGGGUUCUUCUGCUCACCUCAGCCCCCUCAGAGAGUGCCUGGGGAUAACCUGAUCACAGCAAACAAGGCAUGACAACAGGGCCACAGCAGUCAUGGAAAUGGUGCAAGAGACCAAGGACACAGGCUGCGGGCCACAUCUAUUGCCCAGCCUUGACCCCGUGCCUGGAGGGCAUGAGCUUAGCCCUGGAGAAACCCCAGCUGGGAAAUGCUCUGCUGCCUUGAACCAGUUUCCUCAUGUUGAAACCACUGCCUUCAUGUCUACCCCCAAACUGCCUCAACCCCUGAAGGACGACUGUCUAAAGAUGAUGGGGGGGGGGCUGGUAUAAACACAGCUCCCUCCCCCCACCCCCAACUACAGUUUCUUCCUGGCACUGGUCAUGGAGUGUGAACGCAGACCCUCUGCAUCUGGGUCAGCUUGUAGCAUGGUACUCCUCCCUCUUCUGCUGCCCCCACCUCAGUUGACCCUCUUAGCCCAUCUUCUUUUGUCACCUUCCUCAACCACUGUGACUUCUCCAAAGGACAGGGAUGACCCGGCAGCCAUUCCCCCAUUCAUCCUGGGAACCUUCCGUAAGCACUGACCUGCCCGGGCUAAAUGUCCAAGAGGCACAGGGUAUGAGUCCCCAUCCCUUCUCCUCCAGCCCUCCCACACUUCCUUCCUCCAGUACCAGGCUGCAUCUUUAGCCACGAAGCCACCGCCCAGGCUACAUUUCUAGAGCGACAGGUCCUAUGGGUCUCAACAGCAGAGAAUGAGUCAAUGUUGAAAACAGCAACAAGAAUAUGAAGGGAGGCUGGAGUGGUCAGAGAAGAUGUCCAGCGACAGGCAGACUCUGCACCGGACCUUUAAGGAAGGUUAGGCUUCUGGUUUGUAGGACAAAGGAGACAGGCCCAUGAGAGAGAGAGGGAGAGAGAGAGAGAGAGAGAGAGAGAGAGAGAGAGAGAGAGAGAGAGAGAGAGAGAGAGAAAGGCCUGGAAAAAGGCCCAGAGGGAGGAAGACAGGUGUGGGAGUGAAUAUGGAGAACUUGAUCUCCAUGGGGACAUGCUGAGCAUCAUGGGGCCUCGAAUGCUAAACCGUAGUGAAGAGUGGCAGGGGAGGGACAUGCGUGCUUGGGAGCAUGAAGAGACGAAUGCUACAGAGUUGGAGAAGCUAGGGGACAGGGAGGGCAGACCAGGUGAUGAGCCAACAGCCGGUAGAGUGCCUGAAUGUGGCAGUGGAGAAGGGGGGAUAAGGCUCUUCAUGGCAGAGGUUCCCCCUCCUCACCCUCCCAACACCUGUCUCAAGCUCUUCCUUACUCCCAGGUGCUAUCAUAAGGCAUUUGGCAUGUAUUUUGUCAAUAAAUCCUAUCACCCAGACAUUCUUAAAAGAAGAUGAAAUUGAGUUCCAACAAGUUUUGUGACCCUUUAUCAGAAACUCACACUAGUGAGUGGCUAUGUCAGAACACGAGCCUGGGUCUCCCUGGAUGAGAACAGGAGAUCGUAAUCAUCCCAGAGGACACCUCUUGCCUUCACUGUGAUGGAGUUCAGUGGUUUCCUGACCCUUCUCCAAGCUCACACCAAACAGCUUGAUCUUUCCAGAAAUAAGAUUGGCCAGGAGACUGCUAAAAGUCCACUGAGGGUUCAGAAUCAUAUAUACCAGUAAAUAGGUGAAUGCAUGACUCCUGACCCUUUCUCUCUCUUUGCUCCCCAAGUCUUGGAGACGGGAAGCAGGGCUCUGUCUCCUGGGAGAGAGACCAAUCUAGUCUGGGCAAUCUAGAGCUGAGACAGUCUUGGUGAGGGACAGGAGAGAGAAGAGGAGGAUCGGUUUCAGACUUGCUUUGGAGUACGUUAUACGAGGUACGUUCUGAAAAGUCUGACUUCCAGGACGGAGCAGCCAAUGCCUCACCCCUACAGGAUCUCAAUGGCUUUGGGCAGAUUCUGGAACAUGCCACUGACCAGUGGGAGUAUCCAGUAUAAAUGGACAUAUCCUGUGACUAGAGGUGGGAUUAGGUGGGGAGAGUGAGCUGUGCACCUGAUGUCCGUGUUCCACCAAUGCUGGCUCUUCUGGGUGGAUGGGGGGGGCUGCCAGUGCCCAAAAGUCCUGCCUUUAUUGAUAAGUCGGCUUUACAAAAGAGACAUGGGGGACUAUUAGAAUUAUCUGCUUCCGAGGAACCUCUACAUCCCCAGGGCUGUCAGGAUUGGCCCAACCCAUUCUAGAAAACCAAAUCCUGGGUCUCCAGAGUGACUUCCAUGCACAGAGCUCUCAAGCCUUCCUUAGCCACCCUCACUCCACUGCCCCCAGAGGUCUCUGUUAGGCAAGAAGCUGAACUCAUUCUGGUCCAUGCUGGCUCUUUGCUCCUGCACUUUCCACCCUCCACCCCAGAGGUGCUCAUGAGAGGAGUGGCUAAUGGUGGACUUCACUGGUUGCCGUCUUCUGGGCAGGGGUCAGUCUUUGCCUCAAUCCAUUCUUUCUGAAGAAGAAAUCCAUUCCGCUUUUAAUAACUUUAUUGCAAUGCAGGAAACAAUAAAAGUUUACUCUUCUGAUUCUAAGCUGAGGACGCUAUGUUGGAAUUUUUUUUUUCUAUCUGAAUUUUGUCCUAAGACGUAAAAUCAGAUGGACUAAGUAAGAAGUUGGGGAAAGACAAGAGUAGGUGCUAUAAUACCUCCACCAAUAUCCCUCAUUUCUUUGGGAAGUUCUCAUAAACUUCCAGAAUUCACAAGGCUCUCCUGAGAGUGGACACAAGGGCAGAGAGGAUUAGCAAUGAAUGUUCCUCUGUUUCUUGUGGUAAGCAAGCCAUUUGCCUUUGAAUUUCCUGUGAUCUACCCUAGGGAAGAUGAACUGUGAAAUUCAAGUCAAGUCAUUCUAAAGGAGGGAUGGGUCCCAGCAGACCAAUCUGCACCUCCCUGUGGGUGAGCAGACAUCAGUAGGUCCCACACCAACCCCUGAGGACCCAUCACUGCCACCCAAUGGGGCAAAGAAGCAAAAAAAUUUCUUACUCCUGUAUUUUAGCAAAAGUUUAUAUAACAAAAUAAAUGGCACAUAUGUUUUCUAA